AACACGGAAGUGUAUGUAUGUGUGUGUGUGUGUGUGUGUAAUAUGGUGAUCGGUCACAGGCAGUCAGGUGACAGCGUGAAUCAGAGCCUGUAGCCGGAUGAUUUAGGCAGGAGCGGCGGAGCGCUGUGGCGUUAGCGGCGAGCAGAAGGAGAGAUGCGGACUGCUAAGCGGUGUCAUGGCGAUCGUCGGUUCAUUGCUGAAGCUGCUGCAGCGGCAGACCUACACCUGUCUGUCCCACCGCUACGGGCUGUACCUGUGCUUCGGCGGGCUCGUGCUCAUGAUCGUGUCCGCCUUCCAGUUCGGAGAGGUGGUUCUGGAGUGGAGUCGGGAUCAGUACCAUGUCCUGUUUGACUCCUACAGAGACAACGUGGCUGGUAAAUCCUUCCAGACAAGGCUGUGUUUGCCCAUGCCUAUAGACGUGGUGUACACUUGGGUGAACGGUACUGAUGCUGAUCUACUGAAGGAUCUUCACACAGUGAAACAGCAGCUGGAAGAGGAGCAGAGAAAGAUAAGAGAGAAGCUGGGGCAGAAUGCUAGCGACGCUACUGAGGGACCCAGAGGAAGGCCCGAGUGCCUGCUGUCGCACUGCAUUGUGGGUCCGGCUCUCGUGUUAGACCCGGCGUUGUCAUCUAACAUCACCCUGAAGGAGCUGUUGUCUAAAUCGGGUGCUUUGUCCUCCACAAAGCAGCUCCUGCACCUUGCAAAACCUCUACAGCCGUCCAGCAGCGUGUCUGUGCUUCUGUUCCACUCCCAGAGUGACGCGGAUAAAGCUCACUCACAUGCACCGAAGGAUUUCCCACAACACUCCGUCUCCAGAGCUUACCUGACGACAGAUCAAGAGGCUCCAGGUCUAGUGAGGAUUCAGACGCUGGCCUUCCUGAGUGGCUUCUCGUCCUCCUUCAAAGACCUCGAGCAGCUGAGGGUCAAACUGCCAUCUGUGUUGAUGAGUAAAAUCAAGCAGCUUCAGCUCUACUCUGAGGCCAGCAUUGCUCUUCUGCACCUCAACACAGCUCAGGACUUCACAGACCUCCAGCAACAGGCCAAGAAGAACCUGACCAUGGAUGGCAAACAGCUCACCAUCAGUCCCACAUUCCUCUUCUGGGACCUCAGUGCUGUCUCGCAGUCGAAGCAGGACGAGGAUGUGUCAGCCAGCCGAUUUGAGGACAACGAAGAGCUGCGAUAUUCGCUACGCUCGGUGGAGAGACACGCCCCUUGGGUUCGACAUAUCUUUAUUGUGACCAAUGGGCAGAUUCCUUCCUGGCUAAAUCUGGACAACCCCCGUGUUACUGUGGUUACACAUGAGGAUAUCUUCCAAAACCAGUCCCAUUUGCCAACCUUUAGCUCUCCAGCCAUUGAAACACACAUCCAUCGUAUUCCAGGCCUUUCUCAGAAGUUUAUCUACCUCAAUGAUGAUGUGCUUUUUGGCAAGGAUGUGUGGCCAGAUGACUUCUACAGUCACUCAAAGGGCCAGAAGGUGUACCUGACCUGGCCUGUACCUAACUGUGCGGAGGGCUGCCCAGGCUCCUGGAUCAAAGAUGGCUAUUGCGACAAGGCCUGCAAUAAUUCUGCCUGUGACUGGGAUGGUGGAGAUUGUCUGCGCGCAGCAGGCAACAAUCGAUUUGGAGGUGGUGGUCCUGGGGGAGCGGCAGGAGGAGCUGGACAGCCGUGGCAGUUUGCUGGUGGUUUAGGAGGACUAGGGGGUGUGUCUUUCUGCAACCAAGGCUGUGCCAACUCCUGGUUGGCUGAUAAGUUCUGUGACCAGGCGUGCAAUGUGCUGUCCUGUGGCUUUGACGUAGGAGACUGCGGAACAAAUCACUUCAGUCAGCUGCAUCGUAUUGUUCUGCAGAAGAAUCAGACGCUGUACACGCUGCCUCAAGGUGAGAUCCGUCCAUACUUCAGCUUUUCAUCUCUGGCUAAUCGCAUCUCAGAGGCACAUGUCAGUGACAACCCUGUGGUGCGUCACACAUCUGUCGCCAACAAGUGGAAAACCAUUCACCUGCUCCUGCUGGAGGGCUACAACUCCACCCAAAUCCACUACAAUCUCACCUUUCAGGGUGACCAUGAGUUCACCAUGAGCUUCACUGUAGCAGUGGACACACGCAAGCUUCCCAAACUUAAUACAUCUGAAACAGUUCAGGAGGAUAAAAAUAACAAGCCCAAGCCCACUAGGGCAAACCUCGAACCAGAGUUUGUCUUCUCAGACAUCCCAGUCGAGAAACAGGGGCCCCGAGUGCAAAAAAGGCCCCCUGUAGGCUUGGAGGUGGUUAUAGAGGUGCCUGCUCUGAACACGUCUCACUUACCUGCGGAAUUGAAGUUCGAGUUGAAGAACCUGGAUGAACAGCUUCAACAAGGCGACAUCACUGAGAAAGGCUACAAUCUGACCAAAGCCAAAUUACUGAAGUCUUUCCAGAGAAUCUGGGCUUCUAAGCUUCAGGGAAACAAUGGAGCAGUUCAAGAACAGAAAGCAGCAGUGAAAUCAGACACCAACCUGAAUCAGAAGAACAAAAAUAAACAAGAAGCCGAAGAUUCUCUCAUCCCAGUUAAGAUCGACAACGUGUCUCUCAAAGAGCAGCCUCGAGCCAGGGGCACGGAGAAAACUCCUACCUCCAGCCUGCUUGGAUCACUGGUAGGGAACAAGGCCAAGCAGCAGCCUCACCCUGGAGACCAGGAAGACGAUAAACAACAUGUGGGACGUAAACUACAACAUUUCCCAGGGAUGGAGUGGAGCUUCCUGCCAUGGGAAAAGAGCAGAUAUUUUGAGGAUCUUCUCAAGGAAGGCGAGCAGCUGGAGCGAGAGCUGCAGUAUAAAACCGAUGGCGCGGCAGCUAGACGGAGAUUACAGGACACGUUUGCCGACUCUCUUCGCCACGUUAACAAGCUACUGAACGGCAAAUUCGGCUUCACGUCUCGCAAAGUGCCUGCACACAUGCCACACAUGAUCGACCGCCUCAUAAUGCAGGAGCUGCAGGACACCUUCCCCGAAGAGUUCGAUAAGACCUCAGCCCAUCGUGUGCGCCACUCGGAGGACAUGCAGUUUGCCUUCUCUUAUUUCUAUUAUCUGAUGAGCGCACUGCUGCAGCUCAAUGUGUCUCAGGUCUUUGACGAGAUCGACACGGAUCACUCGGGGGUGCUGUCUGACCGUGAAAUCCGCACGCUCGCAACUCGCAUCCACGAGCUCCCGCUCAGCCUGCAGGACCUUACUGGUUUGGAGCAGAUGUUGAUAAACUGCUCAAAGACUCUGCCUAAUAAUCAGACCCAGCUCCACACGGUUAACCCCACCCAGGAGGCCUACUACGACCCCAGCAUGCCUCCAGUUACUAAAGGUCUGGUGAUGCACUGCAAGCCCAUUGCAGAGAAGAUUCAGAAAGCCUACAAGGACCAGAACAAGUACAAGUUCGAGAUCAUGGGAGAGGAGGAGAUUGCUUUUAAAAUGGUACGGACCAAUGUGUCACAUGUGGUAGGCCAACUGGAUGACAUCAGGAAAAACCCAAGGAAGUUCAUCUGCUUGAAUGACAACAUAGACCACAGCCAUAAAGAUGCCAGCACUGUGAAAGCCGUGCUGAGGGACUUCUACGAGUCCAUGUUCCCGCUGCCUUCGCAGUUUGAGCUGCCGCGCGAGUACCGCAACCGCUUCCUCCACAUGGCAGAGCUGCAGGAGUGGCGAAUCUAUCGCAAUAAGCUGAAGUUCUGGACUCACUGCGUUCUGGUCACGCUGGUCGUUUUCACCAUCCUGUCCUUCUUUGCAGAACAGCUGAUCGUGCUGAAGCGAUGGCUCUUCCCCAGACGCCGAGUCAGCAAGGAGACCGAGCGUGUGUGAGGCCGAGAGGGCAUGUUCCCGUUUCCUUUCUGUGAGAGAGUGAAGUCCUGUAGGGUUAUGGACUGAAACCGUGCUGGAUUCCUUGUUUUUUUUUUCCCCGCUGGAGGAAGAAAUAUCUUGCCAAAAUUUAACAGGAGGAACUGAAUGACUGACUGAGUCUGACGAUUGCAUGCUUCCUCCAGGUGAAUGUGGAAAACCAGACGAGACGACACACGUGUGUGUGUGUGUGUGUGUGUGUGUGUGUGGAAAUGACCUCAGACACUCCCUUUUGUGCGAAUACUGUCUCAAACUCAGUGCAAGACUGUGGACAUCUUUAAACUCGCGCUGCAUUUUGUUUGUUUGUUUGGAUCAAUGUUUAGGUGAUUUUUUUUUUUAAACUCAAAAACGGUCAUUCUUCAUCUCCUCACCCUGCAUACCAGUGCCUUUUAUCUUCCCUCCUUCUACUGUAAGUGAGAACUGAAUUUGAGAGAUUAUCUCUCAUCGUUGCAUCGUCAGUCUUAUUUUUUUUUUUAAAUUGCUGCAGUCUUCUGCAUUCCUCUUGGACCCUCGUUGUUUUCAGAGUCCUGGGCUACGUUCACAUGGCCACAUCUGCUCUUUUCUGGUCUCUGUAGCACAUCGUCUCAGAUGUUAAGCGAGUUCAACCAGUUACAGCAAGAAAAUCUCUGGUUCCUACAAAUUCAUCAUGUGCAACAUGUGAGACGUGAUUAAAACUCCUUCACCGUUCACAACUUCAACUCCAAACAGUCCUCUUAUUAGCCUCUUAUUGUUUUUUUUUUUAAAUUAUAAUUUUUUAAAAAUUGAAAAAUUGUGUUAAAUGGUUGGAAUGUGAAGUGAUUUAUUUUUCUCCAUUUCAACUGUUUAUUAUUUUAAAAAAUAAAUUUCUUGUGUUUAGUAAUAAAAUGUGUUUAAAAACUACAUGCAGUGAAUACACAGGAUCUACAUCCACCAUCAACACGGCCUCUGUUCGUGCAUGGACUCUAGAUUCAAAUUAGCAGAAGGGUGCAUUUGAGAAAUGUUCAGGUCACAAGGAUUUUUAUUUUUAUUUUUGGGCGGAAUGAAAUGAAACCUUUUUUUUGAUGGAUAUUUUUAGGACAGUGUUAAACAUUUGGUCCAGAGAGUCGUUUCAGAGCAGCAUGAUCAGACGCUGACGCCGUGAUCAGACACCUUCUACCGUAUCAAAUCGCUGAAGUGAUGUGUGUUGUGUCCAUUUUCGUCUGAGCUUCUGAAGAAACGGAAAAAAAAAACUGUUCACAAGUGUGUAUAAAAGUACCAAGUUGUUCGGCAAAUGCAGACUGCAAAAAUGCCAGAUGUGUUUUUUUAUUAAUUAAAUUUCCUUGCAUUCAGUAAUAAAAUUACACAAUAUUUUAAAAACUAUGUGCAGUGAGUACAGAGGAUCUACAGACCAUCAUCAUCAACACUUCUUCAAUUCAUGCAUGGACUCUAUAUCUAAAUUAGCAAAGCGAUACAUUUGGAAAAAGUUCAGGCCUUAAAGUUGAGUUUUCUGUACCUUUUUUUUGUUGUAUGUUUUCAAAGCAAAUUUCUGUGGGACAAAAUAAAACUGAAAAAUGAAAAUGAAAAAUCUGGCUAUUUUUAA
This is a messenger RNA of Hemibagrus wyckioides, 5411 nucleotides long. RefSeq names its product N-acetylglucosamine-1-phosphate transferase subunits alpha and beta (gene gnptab). Gene Ontology annotation, cellular component: Golgi apparatus. Gene Ontology annotation, molecular function: calcium ion binding; UDP-N-acetylglucosamine-lysosomal-enzyme N-acetylglucosaminephosphotransferase activity. Bases 176 to 3817 code for a protein of 1213 amino acids. The transcript is spliced from 21 exons. Gene Ontology annotation, biological process: N-glycan processing to lysosome; carbohydrate phosphorylation. Lineage: Eukaryota; Metazoa; Chordata; Actinopteri; Siluriformes; Bagridae. The record is from RefSeq and is a predicted model, not a curated record.